AGUAGAAGUAGUCACCUCUCUCACUUCCACAUACAUUCAUGUGAGCAAACCAUCGCACUUUAUGCAUUUUUCCGACAGGAUAACACAAUGGCCUGGAUAUUUGCUGCCGCAGUAUUCAUUUCAGUGUUGAAUACUGCUCUAUGUUUCAAUAUCGACCCCGUGGCUUGGAAGACCUGGGCCAAUGGUGCUGCAGGGUUUGGCUACCAGGUGGUGCAAAGACAGUCAGACUUGCUCAUCAGCGCUCCCCUUGAACAGUAUUCACCAUCGGGAAGGGGGAAAAUAUACAAGUGCACUGAUACCUGCACAAGUCUGCCAUUUGCAGCGCCAGAAUUUGCAGUCAACAUGUCCCUUGGUUUGUCAAUGACGAAUGAUCCCAUCUCACAAAACACUACGGUGUGUGGCCCAACCAUCCCAAAGGAUUGCAAAAGUAUCACCAUGUACAGCGGCGCAUGCUUCCAGAUCGACCAGCAUAAUCGGUUUGGAUCCGCGGUGCCACUGUCCUCUCCGGAUUGCAGAGCCGAAGCAGAUAUUGCUUUUCUCUUGGAUGGUUCAGGCAGCGUCGACUAUCGAGAUUUUAAAACAAUGAAGAAAUUUGUGAAAACGCUGGUACGCCCAUUUGUGGGAAAAGAUACACAGUUUGCUGUUGUCCAGUUCUCUUAUGAUGUCAAUGUUGAAUUGAACUUUCGUGACUUUUUCUCAUCUGGACGUUGGGAGUCGAAAAUCGAUGGAAUAAGUCAAAAAGGCAGCACAACUAACACAGCUAGUGCCAUCCGAUAUGUGGUCCAAGAUGUUUUCACAUCAGCAGAAGGUUCCAGACCAAACGUGAAGAAAAUCCUGAUCGUCAUUACUGAUGGAGAAUCUACUGACAGCCAUAACCUGCAAGGUGCAAUACGUUUAGCUGAGAAUGCAAAGAUUGUUCGAUUUGCUAUUGGGGUGGGGAAUGCCUUUUCUUCCACAAGGGCGAAACAGGAAUUGGAACUCAUUGCAUCUUCGCUCUCGACAAACCACGUGUUUCAAGUAGAGAGCUUUGACGCACUUGCUGCAAUAACGAAGAAUUUGCAGGACAAAAUCUUCUCUAUUGAGGGAUCUCAGUCCACUGGAGAGACACUGAAAAUGGAAAUGGCUCAGGAUGGAUUCAGUGUGGCUUAUGUGUCAGGGGGAAUUCAAAUGGGCACUGUUGGCGCCAACCAGUGGAAAGGAGGCUACAUGGAAUACACACUAUCAGGCCAGAAACGGGGUUCAUAUGAGCCUUUGUUCACGGAACAAGACAGUUAUCUGGGUUACUCCAUGACUAUCGCAAGAACCAGACAAGGCCAAUUGACAAUUGUUGGCGCUCCGAGAUAUAAACACAGAGGACUUGUGAUGGCAGUUCACGGACAGAUCAAUCAAAAGAUUGAUCCCUUUCCAUGGCAGUUUCAGACUGGUGAAUAUUUUGGGGCAGAGGUUCGUGCCAUGGAUGUGAACGCUGACGAAUUCACUGACCUAAUCCUCAUAUCUGCCCCGAUGUACAAGGAAGCUGAUAGAGAGGGAAGAGUUUACGUUUGCGGUUUAGCUCGUUGGAGGGUCGAGUGUAACUUCGAAUCUCCGUUAAUGCUGAGAGGGGAUGAGUCCGACCAGGCAAGGUUUGGCUCUUCUCUUGCUGUGCUGCCUGAUCUCAACGCAGAUGACCUCAAGGAGGUGGCAGUCGGUGCACCUCUGGAGAAUGGUGGUCAAGGCAGCAUCUACAUAUUCCUCGGUGAAGGAGGAAGCAGAGUCAGUUCGACUUACUCACAGAGAAUUGCUGCCUCUGAAGUCCGGCCACAACUUAGAUUCUUCGGUAUGUCAAUCAGUGACUCGUCUUUUGACCGCAGUGGCGACAGUCUGCCUGACUUAGCAGUGGGGUCAAAGGGCAGAGUUGUCUUACUCAGGUCAAAGCCUGUGGUAAUGGUAGAGGCUACGAUGUCGUUCAACCCAAACCAGGUCCCUACAAAAAACCAAAUCUGCCAGAACCCACUGGAGAACACAGCUCAAAUCUGCUUUACCAUGACCAAACUUUCUACAGUUUCCACAGCUGGAGCAAAGAUCAAUUAUACUUUAACACUGGAUGCCACCCGCAAGGUCCCAAACAACAGAGCUUACAUCCUUGGCAAACAACGAGAGAAGACCGGGUCAAUUGAAGUUGACUUACAAGGGCCAAAAUGCUUCGACGUGAAAUUCUUUAUUCAGGCUUGUCCUCAGGAUGCUCUCAAUGUACUUAGGAAUGAGCUCAGAUUCACCUUUGACGGUAUUCCCUCAACUGCAAACCUUAAACCAAGUCUUGCCCAGCAGGCUCAAACCACCACAUAUCAUUCUUUGAAGUUCGAGAUCAACUGUGGCACUGACAACAAGUGUGUAGAUAACCUGAAAGUGGAUUUCAACUUCAACAGCUCCUCAGAGUUGAAGGUGGGCAUUGAUGAACUGUUGGACGUCACCGUAUCAGUGGAGAACCGAGAAGAAGACUCCUACAACAGCUUCGUGAAACUUACGUACCCAGCUGGGCUCUCCUACAGGAAGUUCACAGGUUUGCAGGGAAGAAUCGAGUGCAACUCCAUGGACAGUGAAGAUGGCUUAUCGCGAGGAAUGACAACCUGCACUAUUAACAACCCCAUUUUCAAGAGCAAAACUAAGGCUUUGUUCACCAUCUCCUAUGGGAUCGAAAGCAACAGACGAUUUGACAGGAAUAUUUUUAUCUCUGCAAAUGCUUCCAGUGAGAAUCAGGAACAUUCCACUUCAAGUGAACUCUACCAAAUGAAACGGUUGGACGUGAAGUACAGCAUUUUUGUCACGAUUGAAAGCUCCCUCAGUUACAACAACUUCACAUCUGGAAAGAACGAUUUGCUCAAACCUCACAAGCAGUCAAUUGUGGUCACAAACAACAUCAGGGCACUGAACUUCACGGUGGUGAUCAAGGUGCCUGUCAAGCUCGGCGAUAAAGACAUCUGGGUGGAUUCGAGCAGUUUGCAGAUUCCAGACUGCCAAAGAGACGCAGACGAAGAACCUACUGUCACAGACUUUGUUGCUAUGAUAAAGGAGAAUAAUGUAGUGAACUGCUCUGUGGCCAGGUGCGGAGUGUUCAGGUGCAGUAGGUUCAUGGGAAGACUGGAGAGUAAAAAGUACAAAAUCUCUGCCAACAUCAGUUCAGGAUGGAUAGAGCAGAUUGGACUCAAGUCUGCAAAAUUCCUCUUGACCAGCACGGCUACUCUGGAGUACGACACAAACCAGUACAUCUUCUUUUCUACAGGGUCUAAUAACAAGCCUCUGAUUCACAAGAUUGAAGCUGAGAUAGAAGUGUAUCCACAACCAGAUUUCACCAAAGAAAUCCUCGGGGGAUCACUGGGAGGGUUAGCUCUGCUGGCUUUACUCACUGCCGGUCUGUAUAAGGCUGGAUUUUUCAAGAGUAAAUACAAAGAAAUGAUGAAUGAGGCAGAAGCAGCAGCAGAACCAGGGGCUGAUGAAGCUUUAGCCAUACCAGAAUAAUAAACAUAAUUGGCACAUAUACCGCUGCCAAGCCCCAACAGUCCUCUUACAUGCAAUCAAGCCGCACCAAUUUGUUUAUUAUUCGUGCAUUCCUUUAUGUUUUUUAGGUGGAAGUGAGAUAAACACAAUGCACAACACUGCUGGCUUCUAAUUAUCAUGAAAACUGCUACAAUAAAAUAUGCUUAGGAGCAGCUUCUCUUGCUAAACUGAAUUGCUUUGUUUUUGGAAUGAACUAGAAAAAACAUUUGUUUCAUGCUUCAUUAAUAUUUAUUUCAAGACUCGAUAUGACUUUUAUAAUGUGAAUCAAAGAAGAUAGACAUGGUUUGAUGGAUGAGAACCUCAUUCAGAUGGAUUAACACAUUUGAAAGAAUUCGCAUUUUGCAGUACAAUUUGUCUACAGAUUUCUUACAGUAAAACACUUUCUGUUAGAUAUAUAAACAUUUGAUUGGAAGUA
This is a messenger RNA of Limanda limanda (common dab), 3949 nucleotides long. RefSeq names its product integrin alpha-M-like. NCBI's taxonomy places the organism in Eukaryota, Metazoa, Chordata, Actinopteri, Pleuronectiformes, Pleuronectidae. Gene Ontology annotation, biological process: cell adhesion mediated by integrin; integrin-mediated signaling pathway; cell-matrix adhesion. Gene Ontology annotation, molecular function: integrin binding. Bases 88 to 3495 code for a protein of 1135 amino acids. The transcript is spliced from 30 exons. Gene Ontology annotation, cellular component: external side of plasma membrane; integrin complex. The record is from RefSeq and is a predicted model, not a curated record.